ACAUGUGGAGUAGACAGAGCGCUCUGUUUCCCUCUCUUUCAUUUGCUCCCUUCACUUCCCUUCAUAGAUCUAUCUAAAAGCUUCUCCUUCAAUUCUCCUUUCUGAUUCAUUCCCCUCACUUUCUCUCUCUAGAUUCUCUCUCUACAAACUCAUCCACAUUCCUCUGAAGAAUCUGCAAUCGCUUCAGUUACUGCUUUGACUUGGAGCUCCGUCUGAUCCGUAAACCUCAACAUCAUAAACCCCUACUUUUUUUUUUUUUUGAGUUUUAGGGUUGCGGAUACCUAUUCUUGGUCUGCGGAUCUGUGAUCGUAGAAUCGAGGAGGAGGAGGCGGAGGUGUGAGCUCGAUCUUAUUCUUUUGUCGCGAUUAUGGCAUCCGCAUAUCCGGCUCCUUCAGUUAGUGCUGUUCAGGUUGGCUCAUACUUCGUUGGACAGUACUAUCAAGUUUUGAAAAAACAGCCCGAUCUUGUUCACCAUUUCUAUGGGGAUCAGAGCAACAUGACUCGUAUCGAUGGUGAUUACAUCGAGUCGGCUUCUUCUUUGCUGCAAAUUCAUAGGAUUAUCACGUCACUAAAUUUUACUGCAAUUGAGAUCAAGACAAUCAAUUCUCUUGAUUCUUGGAAUGGAGGUGUACUGGUGAUGCUUUCGGGUGUCGUCAAAACGGAGGAUUUCCUGAGGAUGUUUGUGCAGACCUUUUUCCUUGCUCCUCAGGAGAAGGGUUACUUUGUUCUUAAUGACAUCUUUCAAUUUAUGGAUGAGCAAACAAUCUACCAACAAUAUCCAGAUCCCAUAUCAUCUGAAAACAUGCUUGAAAAGCAUCUAAAUGCUUCUAGCCCUCAUCUAGAUCCUCCAGUGUCGGACUACGUUUUGGAGGAAGAGGCAAGGGAGUUUGUGAGCUCAAUGCGUAUUGAAGAUGACCCAAUUGACAAAUAUAGUCUGCCAGAGCAACAGCAGCCAGACUUUGAUGCUGAAAUUGUGGUGGAGGAAGCUCCCGUAGAAGAGAUGCAUGCUUCACUGCGAAGUGUUGUUAAUGCUGUACAAGAACCAAUGGCUCCUGCUGCAGAAGAACCUGUUGGGGAGCAGCCAAAGAGAACAUACGCUUCUAUUUUGAGAGUGCCCAGGGAACAUGCCGUAUCGUCAGUUGCUAGUCAGGCAAAUAUCAACAUGAAUACCCCAAGUGCUUUUGAUUGGAAUGACGUACCGCCCCCUACUACUCAGCAGCUGGACUCUACCUCAUCCUGGGUGCCUGAGUCUGGAGUUGAAACGGCUGAUGAAGGUUUCUCACUAGACGAAGGUGAACCAAAAUCUGUCUAUGUGAGAAAUUUGCCCUCUGAUGUUACUGCUGAUGAGAUUGAACAGGAGUUCAGGAAUUUUGGAAAUAUCAAGCCUGAUGGUGUGUUUGUCAGGAAUCGCAAGGAUGCAAUUGGCGUUUGCUAUGCUUUUGUAGAGUUUGAAGAUCUUGCAAGUGUUCAAAAUGCAAUCCAGGCUUCUCCUAUACAUUUGGCUGGAAGGCAAGUCUACAUCGAGGAGCGGAGAGCAAAUAGCAGCGGUGCUCGAGGAGGAAGGAGAGGAAGAGGCAGAGGCAGUUACCAAACGGAGGCCUCUAGGGGGCGAUUUGGUGGACGAAGUUUGGGCAGGGGAAGCAACCAAGAUAUUGGAGACUAUAGUAGACUAAGAGGCAAUGGCUUUACCCAGCGUGGCUCGCGAUAAACAAGGGAUCUCGCUUUUACAGGCAUUUAAUCUGAGUUCUUCAUCCAAGUGUGAGGUGGCUUUUUGGUUUGCUAAUUCCAUAUUGUUCACCUACCUUUCACUGGUUGCAGAGAACACAUAUUUGGUACUGCUGUAGUUGUGACAUUGUAAAAGGAAUGUUGAGAGACAUUUUUGUAGUCCCCUUGAAUGGAUUUUACUGCAAUUCAAGAGGGAUUUUUUUUUUUUUUUUUUAACCUUGUAUUGUGAGUGUAUGAGAUGAUGGAAUGGUUCUUUGGUUAAGAUUUUGAGGGUGUCUUGCAUCCCUCUACAUCUUAUGCAAACUUAGGUAGGUUUGCUAGUAAAGUGUGGAUAUAUGCUUCAACUUUGGAUUGUGGAUCUGCGGACUUAUUGUUACUUUGA
Molecule: messenger RNA, 2107 nt
Organism: Tripterygium wilfordii
Lineage: Eukaryota; Viridiplantae; Streptophyta; Magnoliopsida; Celastrales; Celastraceae
Product: nuclear transport factor 2-like
Exons: 9
Coding region: 368-1708 (446 amino acids)
Cellular component (GO): ribonucleoprotein complex; cytosol
Molecular function (GO): mRNA binding
Source: RefSeq, a predicted model, not a curated record